AAAUGUAAGCCAAGUAAACACCAACCAAUUGAUAGUGCUUAUUGUUAAAAAAAUAAAUUGACGUCUUAAGCAUACAUUCUCUCAAGUCAAAUCCUACAUUCAACUUACCUACCGAGGAUUAAUUUGAACUGAUCUCAUUAGUUUGAUCCGCUUACAAAAUUGUUUUUCAUAAGUUACUGUCAUGUUGAAAAUAUUAAAUAAUGAUGAAGAGUGUUUUUUCCCAAAGACUUGCUGUUGUUCAUUUUUAAAGCUAAUAACUUAAAAAUAGGAGGAUUAUUUCUUAAAUUAGUAUAUAUUUAAGAAUUAAUAAGCGUAAAAAGAAAAUAUAUUAUGCAGGUGAGGUGACAUUUUGGAAAUCCAAAGUACUCUCAAGUUAACUAGCCAACUGGUCACUGGUUCGAACGACGCCGUUGUCCACUUCAGUCCCCUUCUUCUUUCACCAUCUUCCCACUUCACUAAAACCCUAGAACACAAAUCCUCUGCAAAUUACUGAAAAUGGUAUCUCUAGUUUCAAAAACCCCAUUGACUCGACUCUUUACCCGGAUCCGCGCCCCAUCAUUAGCUUACCCUCUAUGCACAGCUACAGAAACUCGAACCCAGAAACUGGAGCGGAUCGCCGACCAACUUCUCGACCUUAAUAAGCUCGAAAAACAUGAUUACGCCAUCCUAUUCCGGCACAAAAUGGGCCUUAAUAGGUACGGGCCAGCUGUUUCGGGUCUGGGUUCCGGAUCUUCCUCUUCGGGUCCCGGUGCAGCGUCUGCAGAUACAAAGGCGGCGGAGGAGAAAACUAUUUUCGAUGUAAAGCUUGAUAAGUUUGAUGCGGCAGCGAAGAUUAAGGUGAUUAAGGAAAUUAGGUCUUUUACUGAUUUGGGUUUAAAGGAAGCUAAGGAAUUGGUAGAAAAAGCCCCAGCAGUGGUGAAAAAGGGCGUAACGAAAGAUGAAGCUAAUGCUAUUAUAGAAAAGCUCAAGGCAAUAGGUGCUACUGCGGUAUUAGAAUGAAACUUUUGAAUUUUGUUUCAUGUUUUUACAUUCAAAAUUGUUACUUUUAUGGGGAAUAGAAAUGAAAAUGGAAAUUGUACUCCAUUUUGAUGAACUUUUUUGGUUGCACAUUGCUAGGGAGUUUGCUACGUUGAUUUGUGAUACUUGUUUUAUGUGUCCCCUUGCUGUUUAUAGUCCCUGGUUAGUGCUUCAAUAAACUAUUAUGUUAGGUUAUUUGUCCUGUGCUAUAGAGUUGGUUGCAAUUGUAAUAACUUGCUGGAAUUGUGGAUGUUUAUUAUUCUUGGGUUGCAAGAUCCAUUUUUGCUCCUUCGUUA
Capsicum annuum is the source of this 1313-nucleotide messenger RNA. Its product is annotated as 50S ribosomal protein L7/L12. Lineage: Eukaryota; Viridiplantae; Streptophyta; Magnoliopsida; Solanales; Solanaceae. The record is from RefSeq and is a predicted model, not a curated record. Gene Ontology annotation, cellular component: ribosome. The transcript has a single exon. Gene Ontology annotation, biological process: translation. Gene Ontology annotation, molecular function: structural constituent of ribosome. The coding region runs from base 496 to 999 and encodes 167 amino acids.